AUGUCACAGGCUGAGGCGACCCGCGCCGAGUCCAUCGAAGAGCAAGAGCGCGACCGGGCUGCCGAGAAAAAGCCCAAGUCCCGGAGACCCGCCAAUACGGCCUUCCGUCAACAGCGAUUGAAAGCCUGGCAACCGAUCUUGACCCCUAAGAGUGUCUUGCCGUUAUUCUUCAUCGUCGGCAUCCUCUUUGCUCCCAUCGGCGGUGUCCUCCUUUGGGCAAGCGCCCAAGUUCAAGAGAUUGUUAUCGAUUACACCCAUUGCCAAACCGAGGCGCCUACGGGAAGCUUUGGAGAUUUGUCAAAAUACGUGUCCACAACCUGGAAGGCGAAGUCGGGCACGCCGCCUUCCUGGCAGAAGACAUGGAACUCUACUGGUCAGAACUGGAUUUGUACCCUGCAAUUUAACAUCCCCGAGUCGAUGGGCCCCCCGGUAUACUUGUAUUACCGACUCACCAAUUUCUACCAAAAUCAUCGCCGAUAUGUCCAGUCACUUGAUCUAGACCAGUUGAAGGGCAAGCCGCUUAGCAACUCGACAAUCGCGGACAGUUCGUGCACUCCUCUCGCGACCAGCGACUCUGGCAAGGCUAUCUACCCAUGUGGCCUCAUCGCAAAUUCAAUGUUCAAUGACACCAUUGGUCAGCCCAUUCUCACGGGAGAUAGCUCCGAGACCUACAACAUGACUACUAAGGGGAUCGCCUGGCAAAGUGACAAGGAUUUGAUCAAGACAACCAAGUACAAGCCUGGAGAGGUCGACCCUCCGCCGAACUGGGUGGGAUACAAUUAUACCGAAAGUAUUCCUGAUCUCCACGAGAAUGAGGAGUUUAUGGUUUGGAUGAGAACCGCCGGGCUGCCGGCGUUCAGCAAGCUUUCCCGUAGGAACGACGACGACGCGAUGAAGCCCGGGCGCUACGAGUUGAGCAUCAACUACAGAUUCAACGUGACUGAGUAUGAUGGAACAAAGUCGAUCCUCCUAUCGACCAGGACGGCUCUUGGUGGCAAGAACCCCUUUAUGGGAAUAGCCUAUGUGGUUGUCGGCGGAGUCUGUGUUCUCCUCGGCGCCCUGUUCACAAUCGCCCAUUUGGUUCGACCCAGAAAACUGGGCGAUCACACCUAUUUGACCUGGGAUUCGACCAACCAGCCAAGUACCGCCACAACGACGGGCCGGGACGAUCACAUGCGCCCUGGGGCGUAA
This is a messenger RNA of Penicillium maclennaniae, 1191 nucleotides long. RefSeq names its product CDC50/LEM3 family protein. Gene Ontology annotation, cellular component: endoplasmic reticulum; plasma membrane; Golgi apparatus. The record is from RefSeq and is a predicted model, not a curated record. NCBI's taxonomy places the organism in Eukaryota, Fungi, Ascomycota, Eurotiomycetes, Eurotiales, Aspergillaceae. The transcript is spliced from 6 exons. Bases 1 to 1191 code for a protein of 396 amino acids.